GCCGUUCGCCCUCACCGCAGAGUACUCUGCCCCCCCACAGUCUCUGGCAUCGUCUCCUCCAGCGGCCAUGCCUGCACCUGAAGAAGCCUCCACAUCUCGCCCGUCCUCGCCGGCGCCGCAAGAAAAGCCUUCCUUCAAGGCUCUCGGGCUCAUCGACCCGCUCCUCGAAGCCCUUCAGCAGCUCAGCUUCACGUCCCCGACCGAUAUCCAGACCGCCGCGCUUCCCCAUGCGCUCGAGGGCCGCGAUAUCAUUGGUGUCGCCUCGACAGGCUCAGGCAAAACUGCCGCGUUCGCGCUGCCGAUCCUCCAGAAGCUCUGGGACGACCCCCGCGGGCUCUUCGCCUGUGUCAUCGCGCCCACCCGCGAGCUAGCGUACCAAAUCACAGAGCAUUUCGAAGCGCUCGGCAGCGCGAUGGGCGUGCGCUGCGCCACCGUCGUGGGUGGAAUCGACGAGAUGUCGCAGGCGGUUGCUCUUGCGAAGAAGCCGCAUGUCGUGGUGGCGACGCCGGGUAGGCUACAGUACCACUUGGAGAACACGAAGGGCUUUAGCUUGAGGAGCCUGAAAUUCUUGGUCCUGGAUGAGGCAGAUAGACUGCUGGACAUGGACUUCGGUCCUAUACUCGAUAAAAUCCUGAAGGUCAUCCCCCAGGAACGGACGACAUACCUUUUCUCUGCAACAAUGACAACCAAAGUCGCCAAGCUGCAGCGUGCAAGUUUGUCGAAUCCUGUCCGAGUCGAAGUUUCCGAAAAGUACGCUCCCCUGCUCUUGAUACGGCUGCUCAUGAGACUAAGAGUCUCACGCAGGUACUCUACUGUAUCAACAUUGCUCCAAUACUACCUAUUCAUACCAUUAGUGCAAAAGGACGUCAAUCUCAUGUAUCUUGCAAACUCAUUGGCGUCGAAUUCGAUCAUCAUUUUUACAAGAACUGUACAUGAUUGCCAGAGGUUAGCGAUCAUGAUGCGCACGCUCGGCUUCCCCGCCGUUCCCCUGCACGGCCAACUGAGCCAAAGCGCGCGUCUCGGUGCACUCGGCAAGUUCAAGAGCGGUGGACGGAAAGUGCUCGUCGCGACCGACGUCGCAAGCCGUGGUCUCGAUAUCCCACACGUCGACGCCGUCAUCAACUACGACAUCCCAACGCAUUCGAAAGACUACAUUCACCGCGUCGGACGCACUGCGCGUGCGGGACGCUCGGGCAAGUCGAUCACGUUCGUCACGCAGUACGACGUCGAGCUCGUGCAGCGCAUCGAGAGUGUCACUGGUAAGAAGCUCGAGCUAUGGCCGACAGACAAAGAGGAGAUUGCGCUCCUUCGCGAACGCGUAGACGAGGCGGGCCGUGCGGCGACGAACGAGCUCAAGGACCAGGCGAAGGAGGGCCGCGGUAGGAAGCGGAGGUGGGACGUUGGAAGCGGCAGGGACGACAGGGAUCGAGACGAUGAUGUUGUCGAAGCAGGAAUGCCGAGUAAGAAGUCGAAGAAGAGGAAGUGAGCGUGUUGCUCUGUGCUUUGUGUAGCUUUAACUCUUAAACAUGAGGUCGGAGCGCAGAAUAUACUUCGUGCCCUUCAGAACGGGUGAGCCCUCGUGCAGGAGACACUCGUUACCAUGUCUAUGUAAGCGUCAGUUAUUGAAUGCCGCUCGGGCACGUAGACAUCACCUGUGAAGAAGAGCUGUUCCGCGGGUCAGCGGCGGGGUGAUAGUCUCCUUGGGCUGACCACGCUGCUGCCUGUAGAACAAAGUCUAUCGACACCUCAAUACCUGCUGCCGUGCAACAUCCCAUCGAGAUACGCACCUCUCCUCCUUCGACACCAUCUUGAACGCCGGUAAGGUAAAUAAGCAACGUCCACUCCGACUUAUCACCCGUCACCGAAUCACGCACAGAGUCGUCGUAGUGAGGACCAAAGUGCUGUCCGGGUGUGUACUUGUACAUCCGUAUAUUCGAAUUGAGGGAACUGGGGGCGCGUCCUACGCCUUCGUCGUUGUUUGGUCGGCGCACGGAUGCGGGGUGGGGAAACGGCGGAAAGUGUGGGGAAAUGACUUCAAGGAGCCUCUGGGCGAAGUCAGGCGAAGUCACGGAGAUACGGUCUGCUCCUUGUUAGCAAACUCAA
Messenger RNA from Phanerochaete carnosa HHB-10118-sp, 2103 nucleotides. RefSeq lists its product as uncharacterized. Gene Ontology annotation, molecular function: ATP binding; RNA helicase activity; nucleic acid binding. The record is from RefSeq and is a predicted model, not a curated record. Bases 68 to 1486 code for a protein of 472 amino acids. Lineage: Eukaryota; Fungi; Basidiomycota; Agaricomycetes; Polyporales; Phanerochaetaceae. The transcript has 3 exons.